Molecule: messenger RNA, 1029 nt
Organism: Penicillium atrosanguineum
Lineage: Eukaryota; Fungi; Ascomycota; Eurotiomycetes; Eurotiales; Aspergillaceae
Product: NMT1/THI5 family protein
Exons: 3
Coding region: 1-1029 (342 amino acids)
Biological process (GO): thiamine biosynthetic process
Source: RefSeq, a predicted model, not a curated record
AUGGCCACUGACAAGAUCACCUUCCUGACCAACUGGCACGCGACCCCCUACCACGCCCCCCUGUACCUCGCCCAGGCCCGUGGCUACUUCAAGGAUGAAGGUCUCAAGGUUGCCCUCCUCGAGCCCAAUGACCCUUCUGAUGUGACCGAGAUUAUCGGAAGCGGCAAGGUUGACAUGGGUUUCAAGGCCAUGAUUCACACCCUGGCAGCCAAGGCUCGUAACUUCCCCGUUACCUCAAUUGGCUCUCUUCUUGACGAGCCCUUCACCGGUGUCGUCUACCUGAAGUCUAGCGGUAUCACCGAGGACUUCCGCAGCCUUAAGGGCAAGCGCAUCGGCUAUGUCGGCGAGUUUGGCAAGAUCCAGAUUGAUGAACUUACCAAGUACUAUGGCAUGACCGCCGACGACUACACUGCUGUCCGCUGCGGCAUGAAUGUGACCAAGGCCAUCAUCCGUGGUGAUAUUGACGCCGGUAUCGGCCUCGAGAACGUGCAGAUGGUCGAGCUGGCCGAGUGGCUCGCCGAGCAGGGUCGCCCCCGCGACGACGUUCAGAUGCUCCGCAUCGACCAGUUGGCCGAGCUGGGAUGCUGCUGCUUCUGCUCGAUCCUCUACAUCGCCAACGACUCUUUCCUGGCCGCCAACCAGGACAAGGUCCAGAAGUUCAUGAAUGCUGUUAAGCGUGCCACUGACGCCGUCAUUGCCGACCCCGCUGGCACCUAUGAGGAAUACAUUGACUUUAAGCCCAUCAUGGGAACCCCCGUGAACCGCAAGAUCUUUGAGCGCUCGUACGCUUACUUCAGUCGUGACUUGAAGAACGUCAAGCGUGACUGGGAGAAGGUCACCAACUACGGCAAGCGUCUUGGUAUCCUCGAUGCUAGUUUCGAGCCCAACUACGUCAACAGCUACCUCUCGUGGACUCUGGAUGAGGAUUCCACCGAUCCCACUGGUGACCAGAAGCGCAUGGCUGAGCUACAGAAAGAGAUCGCUGCCACCGGUGGCUUCAAGCGUCUUGCCGUCGGUGCAACUGCUUAG